AUGCAGCUAAUCACAGCAAGGAGUCGACCAGUCCUCAGGAGCGCUCAGCUCUGCCUCCGCUACCGCUAUACGGUCAUGAAGGCUAGAGACACCAACCGCCUCAAUGUGUUGCGCGGUCUGCUGGCCGAAGUCACCAAUGCCGCAAAAACCGCGCAACCCCUCGGCACAGACUUGAAGCUUCUUGGGCUGUUGCGCGAGCGUUCGUCCGCGGCCGCGCAAGCAGCCGAGGAAUUUUCGAACGCUGGAAGAGCAGACUUGACGGAGAAGGAAAUUGCCGCCAUCAAGGUGUUGGAGGAGUACACCGGCAACGUCGAGACUGUCAGCGAGGACUACAUCAAUGAUGUUGUGCAGAGCACUAUCGACAGCAUCAAGGCCGAGGCCCAGGGUGCAAGGUCGUCCGCUUUCGAGGGCAAGCCUGUCGAGGAAUUGCAGGUCGCAAAGGCCGUCAGACAAAUCUUGGGCGCAAAGUAA
Messenger RNA from Aureobasidium melanogenum CBS 110374, 471 nucleotides. RefSeq lists its product as uncharacterized. Gene Ontology annotation, cellular component: mitochondrion. Bases 1 to 471 code for a protein of 156 amino acids. Gene Ontology annotation, molecular function: carbon-nitrogen ligase activity, with glutamine as amido-N-donor. The record is from RefSeq and is a predicted model, not a curated record. The transcript is spliced from 3 exons. Lineage: Eukaryota; Fungi; Ascomycota; Dothideomycetes; Dothideales; Saccotheciaceae.